CUGGAUUCAUAGAGACAGAGGCAAGUGAUAAUGGGGGCUCAGAAGAAGAAGCCUCAGGGGAAAAAACGAGAGGCUGAAGGACAGCCCCCCAAAUCUCCAGAUGAGGGCAGCACUCCCGCCAAGAAACAACGGAAGGGCGCUGAGCCACUACCCACCCAGGAAGGGAAGAAGGCGCCCCAGGAGCUACAGAUCCCCCGAUUGGACCCCAAGUCUGUGGGUUAUUUCCGCAGGGUGGGGGAAACCCUACAGCAGCCGUUUGAGUCAGAUGAAGAGAAAGGUAUCUUUAUCCGCAAUGUGUUCCACGAGGUGCAGGGGAACGAGUUGCCGCUGGCGACGGACAUGUCGGGGAGCCUGGUGCUACAGAAGCUCCUCGCGGUCGCCACUUCCGUGCAGCUGUGCCGAGUCGUCGCCGCGCUGAGCAAGCAGUGGCAGGCAGUGUGCUGCCAUCGGAGUGGGGCUCAUGUUGUACAGACGGCCCUCCUGCAGUUCCCUCGGCUUCAGAAGCAGCAGGGGGCGGAGGAAGAGGAGGAGACGGAGGAAGAAGGUGAAGCUGAGCCGGUCGGAACCCUGGAAGAUCUGGUUUUGGGUCUGUGCGCGGAGCUGAAAGGGAAGUUCCUGCUGUAUAACAAGGACACGCACGGGAGUUUCAUUGUACGGACGCUUUUCCAGGUGUUGGGCGGCACCGUCCUCAGCCAGGAUACCGGCAGGAAAGCAGCUAAAGGCCCAACAGUUGCGUCGGAGUUUGAGGUCCCGGAAAGUUUCCUGCAUCAGUUGCAAGAGCUGUGCGGCUGUUUCGGGGAUCACGUCGGCGUGUUUGCCACACAUAAAGUGGCCAGCUUGGGCAUGCAGGUUGCCCUGCGGGUGCUGCAGAGGAAGAUGCCCCCUGUGUGUGCCCAGCUGUGUGAUCAGAUGAUUGAGUAUUUAGCCUCCCGCAAUGUGUCCGCAGAGAGCAGCUCCCUCUUGGUGUUCCUGAAGGAUGAGACCAGCAGCCGCUUGUUGGAGAGGAUCCUGGAGGUGUCGGAAAAAAAGCAGCUGCGCCGGGUGUUCAAGGCCCACUUCCAGGGCCAGCUGCGGGCACUCGCCGCACAUCCCAUUGCCAACUACACCGUACAAAGGCUCCUCAGUGCCGUCCAGACUAAGAAACUGUUUGCGGUGCUUUUUGAUGAGCUGUCCCCAGGGCUGGAGGAUGCUUUAGCCAAAGGCCACAUGGGAAUUAUCACAACCCUGGCCGACACUUGCAAGAGGCUGAAAUGCCGCCAGCGAGAGCUCCUCUCCCAACUAAUGGAGGCUUUCCACUGUGCAGCGCCGCUCUCCCGCCAGGUGGCCAGCAUCCCUCUCUUCCUCUCUCUGCUCACCUAUGAGGUUUAUUAUAACAAAGAGGAAGAGGAGGAGCCAUCAGAGCACCAGGGCGAUGCCGAUAGGAAGCUGGAAAACGUGAAUUAUCACGGCUCCCUACUUGUGCAGCACCUCCUCCAUUUUGAAGACCCUUCUGUGGCCCUGAAAAGCCUCGGCUCCCUGACAGAUGCUGACCUUCUCACUGUGGCUUGUAGCCAGGCUGGAUGCCAUGUUCUUGACUCCCUGCUGGGCAGCGCCACCAUAUCCGACAAGCAGAGAAAGAAAAUCCUGAGGAGGCUGAGGGGUCACUGUAUGCAGUUGGCGUGCAAUAAAUAUGGCAGCCGCGUGUUAGAUCGCAUGUGGACGGCGUCGACCUUGGGGGUCAAAGAGGAGAUAGCGCAGCAGCUGGUCGAGAAGCUCCACCAACUGCAGAACGAUCCAGUCGGUCACCACAUCGCCCGCAACUUCGCCCUGACGCACUUUGUCAAGCGGAGGAAAGACUGGGAGGAGCACCAGCUGGGGGAGAACAAGCGCCGCAAGAUGUUCUCUGAGAUCCUGGAGGACUGAAGAGACAUUUGAAUGAACUGACUGCCGGCUCUAAGCCAUUGCCAACAUGGUGCUGAGUUGGCAGUUCAAGCCAGGACUUGAAUCAGCCAUAAAUCUGCCGGAAGUCUGGAUGUAGCGUUACAACAGAACCCCUUCCCUUGUUGAUUAACAUGUAAUGAGCUGGACUCUAUCAUGAUAUGGAGCUUAUAGUUAUAGGGUAAGGCCGAUGCCACACGUGGCGUAUUUUCUCAGCCUAAAAACGCCGCACAAGCCACACAGCCCCUGACUAUGGCGUUUUGCAGCCUAGUACUGGUGACGUAAGCAAAUCCCGUUUCCAUGGUGCUAAUAGUGCGAAAUAGUAAAAACACCACGUAUUUCCGCUAGGUCUGGCAGCUGCCUUUGUGUAUACAUAGGAAUAGCUUGCUGUGCAAAUACUGGCGUAUUUCGGCAAACGCUUGAAAAAUCUGUGCUAAGGCGUUUUCUAGCGUAUUUCCGCAUUGUGUGGUUUGCUUCGUGUCUUUUCAAGUUAUUUCUAUGGAUGAUGAUAUCGGGCGUUUUUCAGCCGCUGAGAGAAUUAGAAAAUACGCAGCGGAAAAACGCCACGUGUGGCAUCAGCCUAACAAUGGGGACCCGGAUGACUGUGAGGGGGUCCCUGUAUUCCCAGGCUAGUCCUGCCGCUAUGGGCUCAUAUGCCUUAAUCCUUUCAUUAGUCUUUAUGAUCUUACAGGUUUGCUGCAGACUUCAAUAUUAUUGUAUAUGUUAAAACACCUUUGUUUAUAUUAAAACAAUAUUUCAUAUAUUAA
Messenger RNA from Xenopus tropicalis (tropical clawed frog), 2684 nucleotides. RefSeq names its product NOP9 nucleolar protein (gene nop9). The record is from RefSeq and is marked provisional. NCBI's taxonomy places the organism in Eukaryota, Metazoa, Chordata, Amphibia, Anura, Pipidae. Gene Ontology annotation, molecular function: RNA binding. The transcript is spliced from 11 exons. The coding region runs from base 31 to 1902 and encodes 623 amino acids.